CGUGGGCGAUCAUUUCAGUGUUGAAUCCUUUUUCUUUUGUUCCUUUCCGCCAUUAGCAUUUGCUUAUACUCUCUAUUACAAGUAGAACCCCCAAUUUCACAGAAUCCAUUUUAAAAGCAAAAGCUCCUAUCUUUUUAUUAGCUGACACUCCUCGUCUCUGCUCCUCUCCACUCUUCUUUUGGGCCAACUUUUAAGUCAUGACUCUGGGGUUUGCUCUUCCAAUUCCAUCUAUAUUGUGAGUGCUGCUUCUCAUUAUGUCUAGACCUAUGCUACUCGUCUUUCUUUUACUUGUACUCAUCAUCACCUCUCAGUUUGAAUGGAGACAACAACUUGUAAAUGACAUUGAUACCGCUCCUGCCGUCGCUGCCAAGCACCAACUGUUAUCAAAAAGGGAAGAGGUUGUCAAGGAGAAGGUCAUCUUAUCCCAAGAGAAGAAUAUUUAUAGACUAAAUGAGCUUGUUCGGAGUCUUCAGCAGCAGCUGCUGCAGUGCAGGUGCAACAACGAGACAACAAAUAGCACUGCUAGCACUUUGAAUGAACAUGUUAUUGAGCUUGAAUGACUGAAAGACAGAUCCUGGAGGAUUAGAAUAGGACCUUGCAACUUUUUGUUCCGUGCUUUAAGUAAUGUUGAAACUGUAAAACCUUGCAUGUACUAACAGUUUGAAGUUCUUAGAUGCGGGAAAUUGCAUCUUAUUCAUUGUCACAAUGUCAAAGGUCUGUCAUAGUGUGUUCAUAAUCAUUGACAGCCUAAUUAUUUCUGAUAAUGGAAUCAUCCUUGUAUACUUA
This is a messenger RNA of Ricinus communis (castor bean), 786 nucleotides long. RefSeq lists its product as uncharacterized. Bases 255 to 560 code for a protein of 101 amino acids. NCBI's taxonomy places the organism in Eukaryota, Viridiplantae, Streptophyta, Magnoliopsida, Malpighiales, Euphorbiaceae. The record is from RefSeq and is a predicted model, not a curated record. The transcript is spliced from 3 exons.